UUAUCCAGUGUUGAAAAAGCGUUAGAAUACGACAAAAUCCGUGUGCUUUUGAAAAAGUACACCGCUUCUCAACUUGGGACGGCGCGUGUUGACACCCUCACGCCAUCUUGUGACGUCGAUAAAGUUCGCUACCUGCUCACCUUGUGUAGUGAGACGAAAUUCUUUCAUCAAGUUUACGGUGGAAUACCGCUGAACGGUUUAAAGGAUAUCCGUAAAUCGCUAAGCCAUGCCGCGAAGGUAGGGGCACUUUUAGAUGCUGAGGAACUUCUUGAUGUCCGAAAGGUCGCACAGAUUCCCGAAGACAUCCAUCAUGCCUUCAAGAAACGCGAUCGAGAGGAGUUUCCCAACCUUUUUUCUAUUGUCGAUGCACUACCGGUGUUUCCAGAAUUAGUUGAGGCGAUUGGCUAUUGCAUCGAUGCAGAGGGAAUGUUGCUGGAUCGCGCAAGCCCUGAGUUACGUGCCAUCCGCCGCAAGUUGUAUCGCCUUCGUGAAGAUAUACACCAAAAACUGGAAGCGACACUGCGUUCACCGCAAUAUCAGAAAGCAAUUCAGGAACAGGUCAUCACCUCUCGAAACAAUCGGUAUGUCAUCCCAAUAAAGCAGGAAGCACGAUCAUCUUUUCGAGGCGUGGUUCAGGGGCAAUCCACAAGCGGUGCAACCUUUUUUGUGGAGCCUUUGGAGAUUGUUCAGAUGAACAACGCACUCCAUGAAGCCGCUGAAGCCGAACAACGUGAAAUUCGACGUAUCCUCCUUGAGCUCACCGAUCGCGUGCGCGACAACCUACACGAAUUGGAACUGUCUCUGGACCUGUUAGCGGAGUUGGAUUUUUUGAACGCAAAGGCACGUUUUAGCCUUGCAUUAAACGCUGUUGAACCGGAACUGAAUACCCACGGCGUUGUCAAAUUGAUUGAGGCGCGGCACCCGUUGUUGGAGUUCCAUCAUGUUAUACCUACAAACGUUCAUAUCGGGAAAACGUUCAAUACACUCAUCAUCACCGGUCCGAAUACGGGUGGCAAAACCGUUGUUCUCAAAACGGUUGGACUUUUAGUGCUCAUGGCACAAUCCGGUUUGCAUAUUCCGGCGGAACACGGGAGUCAGGUUGCUAUCUUCGACCAUGUCUUCGCUGACAUUGGCGAUGACCAAGGUAUAGAACAGAGUCUGAGUACUUUCUCCUCACAUAUCACAAAAAUUGUGGAGAUGCUCAGGAAAAUCGAGGACGCUGAAUAUUCGCUUGUGUUGCUGGACGAGAUCGGUGCUGGAACAGAUCCGACCGAGGGAAGCGCCCUCGGUAUGGCACUCCUUGAUUGGUUCGGAGAAAGACAGGUGAAUACUAUCGUCACGACGCACUAUGGCGCACUCAAGGUGUAUGCCCAUACACAGCAACGUAUGGAAAACGCUUCAAUGGAGUUUGACUGGACGACCCUGUCUCCGACCUACCGACUCCAAAUAGGUAUACCCGGAAGUAGCAAUGCCAUAAAAAUUGCCUCGCGACUCGGAAUCCCCUCUGAAAUUCUUGAUGAAGCACAAACGCAUUUGGGCAAUACUAAUGUGGCUAUCGAGGAUCUCCUCGUGCGUUUGCAGCAAACACAAGAUGAGUUGGAGACAGAACGGGCACUCCUGCACGAUAAAAUUCGAGAAGCUGAGGUGGCAUCCGAGAAACAUACACAGCUCCUUCAAACCCUUGAAACGGAACGGGAUACCUUAAAACAGCGGUCUGAGAGCGAGGCUCGCGACAUCGUUGCCAACGCACGCAAAACCAUAGAGAAACUCGUCGCUGAUAUUCGCAAACAACAAGCCUCUAAAGAUAGUAUCCAAAACGCUUUUUCAGAGAUAGAGACUGCCAAAAAGUCGCUGAAGACAGAACUCCCGAAAAAACAGUCUAACCAACCGAAGCUCAAAGUUAACGUCGGUGAUAAGGUCAGAGUCAAGAAACUCAGCCGAUUCGGAGAAGUCACCGCUAUUAAACCGCGCGGUAAAAUGCCACUUCAGAUUCUGGUUGGGAAUAUGCGAAUGCAAGCCGCCUACCACGAAAUCGAUUCUGUGACCCAAAACAAGAAACAUCACACCUUUCGACGUCUGUACUUGAUAUCCAAUAUACUAAAUCCAAUACAAUCAGUAGUGAGCUUAAUAUCCGAGGGAUGCUUGUAA
Geodia barretti is the source of this 2148-nucleotide messenger RNA. The record is from the annotation of a GenBank genome assembly. Lineage: Eukaryota; Metazoa; Porifera; Demospongiae; Tetractinellida; Geodiidae.